Molecule: messenger RNA, 1630 nt
Organism: Camelina sativa (false flax)
Lineage: Eukaryota; Viridiplantae; Streptophyta; Magnoliopsida; Brassicales; Brassicaceae
Cellular component (GO): nucleus
Source: RefSeq, a predicted model, not a curated record
UUUCGUAAUUCCCUUUUUUAAUUAAACAUUUUCCCCCAAAUUAGAAUCUCAAACUUCUCCGGUGCGACGCAAUGGAGGCAGCAUCCACCUCCUCCGCCGGCGGCAACACUCACGCCGUCGUGAUAAAUGCUUUAACUAACCGAGGCUGGUGCUUCAGAGACGUAUCUUACCUGAAAUCUCUGGUCACUGAUAUCUACUCCUUGAUUGGCGGCGGUAAUCAAACAGGCGCGGUGGUGGACUCAGUGGAGGCCGAGCUGCUUAACAUGGAUAUUAGAUUAAUCGGAGGCAAGUCCCUCCCUGAUUCAACCGAGUUACGCAGGUGUUCUCAUCUUCAAGGCCCCAAAGUUCUACAGAUAAGUUCUGUUAGGGAUGUUACAAGAAGUAGCGCAGAGGAAUUCCUGGGAAGUUCAACUGCUAAACGAGUGUUUAAAUUCGUUCUGACUGAUGGGAAGACUGAGAUAUCUGCACUUGAGUACUCUCAUAUACCAUCGAUUAACAAUGAUGUGACUCCUGGUACUAAGGUCCGUUUAGAAAAUAAGGCUGUGAUACGUGACGGUCUAGUAUGUUUGACUCCAAAAGAGGUGACUUUAUUGGGCGGUAAUGUGCCAUCGCUCACUGAAGAAUGGCAGAUGAAGAAAAAAUAUGCUAGUUUGGCUCAUUCAUCUGGAAGGAAAUCUCAGGAAAGCAAAGCUGGUGAUGGUCCUCCUCCAUUUGAGGAGUUGAAGAUUCAAAAAGGUUCCCAUCACCGUGAUUACAACAAGACGACAUCAAGGAACAUCGUACCUACUGCUGCGGAAAGCAACGUAAAACUCGCCGGUGGAGAAAAAGUUGAAAGUAGUGAAGUUGGUGGGAACAAAAAAGGUACAGAUACGAAUUUACAAAGGAAACCUGCAGAUUCUGAUCCAAAAUCUGUCAAAGUUGAAAAUCAGGAAAAGCCAAGCAGUUCAGAUACAAGACCUAAACAAGUGGUAGAAGCUAUUCCUUUACAGAACCAAGCGGCUGCGCAGAUACUUCUUGAGAAAAUGAAAAAUUCGAGUUCAAAUGACCGGCAAUACCAAGGAAGAAGAGGUAGGGGUAGAGGUAGAGGUAGAGGGAGGGGGAGAGAAGAAGAAGACUCUGCAGUGCUUACACUGGAUGAGUGGGAAAAGAAGAAUACUGGCAGGGGAGGUCUUGCAACAGUUGACCGUCCUAGCAACACUACCCGCGAUGAAGAUCUUGCAAGGCAGCUUCAGUAUCAGUUUGAUCUAGAAGACUCUUAUGGGCAGGAGAUGGAUGGAACCGGGGCAGCGGAUAUCAGAAUGAAUAUGUUUGAUUACGGAAGACCAGAUGAUAGCUUUGGCCAUGGAAGGGGAAGAGGAGGAGGAAGAGGAAGAGGAAGAGGGCGAGGACAUAGGCGGGGACGAGGACGUGUGUAGAUUGUGUAAUGAAAUCAUCCAGGCUUGUGGUAAUUAAACCAAACUUCAUUAUCUACAUCUGUAUGUCUUUAUGUAUAAGUUAGAGUAAACAUGUAUUGAGAGCUGCAUUAUGGAUUCUUCGGAACUCAUGUAUGCUUUGGUCCUCACAGGUAUGACAGUCUGUAGAUGGUGAUUUUGAGUGUUUCAGAUAUUCGUGAGAAGUUUUGAAUUGAACA